This is a messenger RNA of Kuraishia capsulata CBS 1993, 2043 nucleotides long. RefSeq lists its product as uncharacterized. The record is from RefSeq and is a predicted model, not a curated record. The transcript has a single exon. Lineage: Eukaryota; Fungi; Ascomycota; Pichiomycetes; Pichiales; Pichiaceae. Gene Ontology annotation, biological process: nuclear envelope organization. Gene Ontology annotation, cellular component: nuclear envelope; meiotic nuclear membrane microtubule tethering complex. Gene Ontology annotation, molecular function: protein-membrane adaptor activity. Bases 1 to 2043 code for a protein of 680 amino acids.
AUGUGGUCUUUAUACCAGAAUAUCCACACCGAGUCUCCCAUUGUUGUCUGUACGACAAUGAAAGGAAGGAAUAACCCGAACCAGGAAUUUCGAGGGUUUAACGAACCAGAUGCUAUUGAUGAUGAGGAGCUGAGGUUUUUAAACGACACAUACAGAACUGCUAAGAACAACGGUGGUCUACCGCAACAACAUCGUGAAACAUUCCAGGAGAGCACUUUUGACGUGAAAGAGUCUCGAAUUUAUGACAGUCUAGAUGGUUCGGUGCCGAAUACCCCUAUUUCCAAAAAAAAACAGUUGAUUGAUGCUCCAAAAUUGACAUCCACGAAGUUGAGUGUGGCAGACAGCUUCACGAACAUACUUCGAGAAUUCACCAACAAACGUGUUUGGGUUCUUGCCAUAAUAGUUGUUCCAACAGUGCUUAUAUCAGUUGUUGCUACGGUUUUUUACCUGUCGUAUGCCUUCCCUGUUCAGUCGAUGCAAGACGCGAACACAAGGUUUGCAGCCUACGAUUCUCAGUUACGGAUUAUCUCGGCGUAUCAAAAGAGAUCGAACAAAGACUAUCUUCAGAUUGUGCCUCAAUUCCGCGACAUCGAGGAGAAGCUCAGCAAUUUGGACUUGGACUUAUCUAAGAGAGUGGAUUCCUUGGACAUAUCCUUUGACAAGGCUGUAAAAGAGCAGGUUCAAAUCGCUGGCGAUGUGGAGAGAUUAAGCAAGCAAGUUCAGGUGAUACAGGGCGAAGUUAACAAGGCCAACGAGGAUGCAGAUACAUUGAGGGCCUUACUGGAAGCAAAUGCUGGGGGUAGUUCCGAGAGUCUGAGCGAAGUCUGGACCAGGUUCACGGCUCUUCAAAAUAAGACUGAAAGUUUGUUAACUGAAUUUAAUGACAAGAUCGAGGAGAUCACGAUCAAAAAUGAGCAAGCGAAGCGUCUCCUAGAGAAGAGAGACAAGAACUUGAUUUCCAUUGACCCUUCAACAGGAAAAGUGCUCAUCAAGCCUGAGUUUGAGAAGUACAUUUCAGAAUUUGUUGCCAAAGCUCUGGAGCAGCACAAGGAAGACUUCUCUUUGCAGGACUUUGCAUCCAAACUUGAGGUCAAUCUACAAAAUGAGGUAAGAUCCAAGCUUCACGAUGAAAUACAGUCCAUCAAAGAGGAAGUUUCAGCUUCCAUCGCUUCCUCGAGGGGUUCUCACGACAAUGGAUCUGUUCCACAGCUGUCUGAUUUUGAGCUUUCCCGCUUGGUUUCCAGAAUUGUUCGUCAAGAAAUCAAGAAAUCCACUUCGUCGCAACAGACAAACUACGCUAGUCAGUCGCAAGGAGCCAAGAUCAUUCCUAAAGUGACAGUGCCACAGACGAUACGCAGACCGAGAAAAAGAACAACUGCUCUGGAGCGGGUUGCCUGGGGCUGGUAUGACUUCCUGAAGAGACAACUUGUUGGGGAGGUCUCGUUUGAUCCACUUGGUGCUGGUGAUGUCUACGACAGGCGAAACAGUCCAGCUAAUGUCUUGGUGGAUGACAAUUCAUUAUGGCAAAUUCUUGGUCACCCGGAUAAGGUGAGCGUUGGAAUCAGUCUGUCAGAACCCGUGCUUUUGAAUCAAGUGGUGUUAUGUCACCCAAAUGAUGUGGCUCCUAGCAGUACAGCUCCCAGGAAGAUCGAGUUACUCGCUAAACCAGCAAAGGGUUCUUCUGGGAAUUCAUUGAGGCAAGUCUCCUCUGGGUUUAUCCAUGAGAACAAAUUGUUUGCACCGGAGUACAUCAAGCUUGCUGAUUUGGAGUACAGAAAAGAGGGUGGGUCUUGCCAGAAGUUCGAGCUUAGCGUUGCUAUAAAAGAUUCUGAGACGCCCGUCUCAGAGGUGGUGAUACUAAUCAACUCAAACUGGGGCAAUGAUGAUCUGACUGUGCUGAAAUCAAUCAGCAUUUACGGGUUCAAGUCUCCCAAGACCGUAAAAUCCUCCAAUAGACUUGGGGGAAUAUUGAACAGUUUCAAGCAUUUCAAGGACGAUAUUGACCACUCAGGUGCGACCCUGGGUGACGAUGUUCCAUUUUAA